AUGGCAGCAUCGUACCUGCAGCCAAAGAAGCCAGGCAAGCUGCAAUCUGCUUCAUUCUACGUUUGGAGGUGGUGCGAGAGCGGACGUUGUGUCGUCGUGAUCAUGGGCGGCCACGGUCGGGUCCCAAAGAGCUGCUGCGAACUUCCAUGGCGGCCAGGAUCGUACCGCACUGAGUCGGCGCAAAUGUCGCAAUGGUCAGAAUCUCUCUGUAUUCUUAAUAUAUCUUUACACGCUCUGUGGUAUCCCCGUUGCGAAAAAUGGCGUCGUGAUGUUGUCGUUGGCGCGAGCAAUUCGACCGCGACCGCUCGCAUCGCCAGAUCGCCCCAGCGAGUCGCGCAGUUCAACACCAUGGCGACAAGUCUUGGUCGCUGCGAAGUGAGCGCUGCGCGUGGAUAUUACUUCGGGUCCCUCUGCCUGCCGUUCGUACGCCGCAACCCAGGCACGAGGCGCCAUAAUACAAGGUACGGCAUUAAGAGGUGGACACAUACCACUCCUGGCAUAGAUAUAUGUGUCAGAUAUGCUUCAGUCUGCUCUAAGAAGCACGGCGUUGUGGCGUCGUCGUCUCACCCUUUCCCUAUGCCUGCUGCCCAAAACAGCCUUUCGCGUUUCUCUGCCUCCUCAGCUUCUCCCCUCUCCACAGUAAAACUCUUGCGCAAAGCAUACCUCUUCACGUACCAUCAUUUGAUACACGGUGAUCUCUUUCAACCCUCGCAGCGUCGCUAUCCCGCGCCUUCCCAAUGCUUCUCGCCGUCCCCCGUCGCUCUUCCGCCUCAUCAACUCUCCUCCUCCAUCCUCAAGCUCCCCCACAAGCACGACCACCAUCGCCACUUCAAGACUUCAUCGCCCUUUCUUGCGCAUCCCAGCAUCGUCUUCUCGUGUCCUUGCCAGGCCAGAAGCCUCCUCUACGACUUCCGCCCGCCUCCCUCCGACCGCCCUUCGCAGCGUCGUUUCCUUUCCACCCACUCGCGAUCCGGCUCAACGCCAAUACAUGCAUACAGCGCAGUAGAUUUCCCUAGUAUCCCCACAUUCCACCUGCGCCUCGGCGCUUCCUCCGCUGAGCUGACGAAGAUUCUCCAAAGAAAACGAGUCCGUCACCGACUCCAAAGGCGGGCCACGACGAUCCGGAUCCUCCAUACUGUGCUGUUUCCAAGGUUUGAGACGUCGCAUGCUGUCGUUGACAAUCUAGCUGCAGAAUCUGCUCUUGCCGCCUCGGCGCCUCCCAGGGAUAAAGGGAAAGCCGUACCCGAGGGCUGUCCGGGAACCUUCAGUCUUACUCCAGACUCGUAA
Molecule: messenger RNA, 1287 nt
Organism: Mytilinidion resinicola
Lineage: Eukaryota; Fungi; Ascomycota; Dothideomycetes; Mytilinidiales; Mytilinidiaceae
Exons: 3
Coding region: 1-1287 (428 amino acids)
Source: RefSeq, a predicted model, not a curated record